Messenger RNA from Porites lobata, 4359 nucleotides. The record is from the annotation of a GenBank genome assembly. NCBI's taxonomy places the organism in Eukaryota, Metazoa, Cnidaria, Anthozoa, Scleractinia, Poritidae.
AUGAACUGUUUCGACAGAAACCGGUGUCACUUGGGGUGGGUCAACCUUUGGGAUGAUAAGGAUUUACUAGGAUCGGAGGUCCCAGACCACCAGGAUCAUGGUAGACCAAAUGAACCGAUGAAUUUUUGUCCAGAGUGGAGUCAUCAGUUCAUUUGAUCUACCAUGAUCUGAGUGAUCUUGGAUCACUUAUCCUCAUUCGGAUCGUCUCGAAGAGCUCACUCUUAAUAAUCUGCAUGCCACGAGAGAUCAGCAAACAUAGAACCGGUCAACCUAUAAACCAGUAAGUAUGGAAACCAGAAACUCAUGCUAACAGUUCUUCCUUAUUUGUAGUGUUCAACUACAAAAGCAUUCCUAAUGCCCGCCCAUUUUGCUGUGGUGUCAACCUGCAACUGGAAGGAACCUACCAUCCAAAACCAGGAAAUCUAGGAUACUCAACACACCCACUCAGUCAGUACUAAUGCUGACUGUUCUUCUUCACUUGUUGUUAUCAUGGAUCCACAACUGAUUAUGGCUAUCAUUAUCACUCUUCAGAACCUCCUUCAAAUCCUCGACAGAACACAGUCUACAGCAGUCAAAAUACAGUAGAUUUAUAAGUGGGAUUAAGAGACUGUUGAUCAAUGGUGGUUGUUGUUUUUUCAAUUUCAGAACACUUUAUGCCAUGAAACAUUAAUUUGAAUUUACAUAUUGACUCUUGUACUUGUUAUCAUAUUUCGUAUAAAUUAUAAUUUAUUAGAAGGAGUGUGGUGACAAAAUUUCUCGCCUGUCAUGUGGAAGAAACCAGAGCUGGCAUGGAGGCCGAGCCACUGUUGUUUUUUCCCUCCACCAAGUACCCUGGAUUUGUCGAUCAGGUAUGUGACUUGAUUUAAUUUUUCAGAAUAAUAACUGUCUAAGACCUUUCUUUGAGAAUUAACAUUAUGUGGUUUUCAAGUUGAAAAAAGCACAAAGCAUAACAAGAGUGACUUCUUAAACACGUAAUUAGUGAUACAUUGUGAUGCUGAUUGCUCUCUGGACCUCCUAAACACAUGAUUUGAUAAAAAAGCCGAUUUUGAGCUCUCCAGACCUCCUAAACACCUUAUUUAAUAACCCACCCACUUAGUCAUUUCUCAUACUGACUGUUCCUCUUCACUUGUUGUGAUCAUGGAUCCACAACUGCUUCCCAGAUGCCUGCCCCAUACAUUCCAGAUAUCUGACUGGAAACUUGUGGAAGAUACAACUUGUAUGAAAUAUUGGAUUCCUUAUGGUGGCUGGAUGCUUGUGUAUGACCGGAUUCCAAUGAAAGCUGAACUUGUGGAAGGUGUAGUGGUGUUAUGUGGCCGAUGAACUGUUUCGGCAGAAGCCGGUGUCACUUAAUCUACAUAACACAAGAGAUCAGAGAUCAUAGAACCGGUCAACCUAUAAACCAGUAAGUAUGGAAACCAGAAACUCAUACUAACUGUUCUUCCCCUUUAUCAUCUAUUUAUCAUCUAAAAAGGCCAAUUUUGAGCUCUGUGGAACUCCUAAACACCUGAUUUAAUAACACACCCACUCAGUCAGUUCUUAUAGUGACUGUUCAUCUUCACUUGUUGCGAUCAUGGAUCCACAACUUCUUCCCAGAUGCCCGCCCCAUACAUUCCAGAUAUCUGACUGGAAACUUGUGGAAGAUACGACUUGUAUGAAAUGUUGGAUUCCUUAUGGUGCCUGGAUGCUUGUGUAUGACUGGAUUCCAAUGAAAGCUGAACUUGUGGAAGGUGUAGUGGUGUUAUGUGGCCGAUGAACUGUUUCGGCAGAAGCCGGUGUCACUUAAUCUACACAACACAAGAGAUCAGAGAUCAUAGAACCGGUCAACCUAUAAACCAGUAAGUAUGGAAACCAGAAAGUCAUACUAACUGUUCUUCCCCUUUAUCAUCCAGUUAUCAUCUAAAAAGGGCAAUUUUGAGCUCUGUGGACCUCCGAAACACCUGACUUAAUAACACACCCACUCAGUCAGUUCUUAUAGUGACUGUUCAUCUUCACUUUUUGUGAUCAUGGAUCCACAACUUCUUCCCAGAUGCCCGCCCCAUACAUUCCAAAUAUCUGACUGGAAACUUGUUGAAGAUACAACUUGUAUGAAAUGUUGGAUUCCUUAUGGUGGCUGGAUGCUUGUGUAUGAGCGGAUUCCAAUGAAAGCUGAACUUGUGGAAGGUGUAGUGGUGUUAUGUGGCCGAUGAACUGUUUCGGCAGAAGCCGGUGUCACUUAAUCUACACAACACAAGAGAUCAGAGAUCAUAGAACCGGUCAACCUAUAAACCAGUAAGUAUGGAAACCAGAAACUCAUACUAACUGUUCUUCCUCUUUAUCAUCUAUUUAUCAUCUAAAAGGGGCAAUUUUGAGCUCUGUGGACCUCCGAAACACCUGAUUUAAUAACACACCCACUCAGUCAGUUCUCAUAGUGACUGUUCCUCUUCACUUGUUGUGAUCAUGGAUCCACAACUGCUUCCCAGAUGCCUGCCCCAUACAUUCCAGAUAUCUGACUGGAAACUUGUGGAAGAUACAACUUGUAUGAAAUAUUGGAUUCCUUAUGGUGGCUGGAUGCUUGUGUAUGACCGGAUUCCAAUGAAAGCUGAACUUGUGGAAAGUGUAGUGGUGUUAUGUGGCCGAUGAACUGUUUCGGCAGAAGCCGGUGUCACUUAAUCUACACAACAGAAGAGAUCAGAGAUCAUAGAACCGGUCAACCUAUAAACCAGUAAGUAUGGAAACCAGAAACUCAUACUAACUGUUCUUCCCCUUUAUCAUCUAUUUAUCAUCUAAAAAGGGCAAUUUUGAGCUCUGUGGACCUCCGAAACACCUGAUUUAAUAACACACCCACUCAGUCAGUUCUCAUAGUGACUGUUCCUCUUCACUUGUUGUGAUCAUGGAUCCACAACUGCUUCCCAGAUGCCUGCCCCAUACAUUCCAGAUAUCUGACUGGAAGCUUGUGGAAGAUACAACUUGUAUGAAAUAUUGGAUUCCUUAUGGUGGCUGGAUGCUUGUGUAUGACCGGAUUCAAUGAAAGCUGAACUUGUGGAAAGUGUAGUGGUGUUAUGUGGCCGAUGAACUGUUUCGGCAGAAGCCGGUGUCACUUAAUCUACACAACAGAAGAGAUCAGAGAUCAUAGAACCGGUCAACCUAUAAACCAGUAAGUAUGGAAACCAGAAACUCAUACUAACUGUUCUUCCCCUUUAUCAUCUAUUUAUCAUCUAAAAAGGGCAAUUUUGAGCUCUGUGGACCUCCUAAACACCUGAUUUAAUAGCACAUCCACUCGGUCAGUUCUCAUAGUGACUGUUCCUCUUCACUUGUUGUGAUCAUGGAUUCACAACUGAAUCCUUGAUGCCUGCCACAUACAUUCCAGAUAUCUGACUGGAAGCUUGUCGAAGAUACAACUUGUAUGAAAUAUUGGAUUCCUUAUGGUGGCUGGAUGCUUGUGUAUGACUGAAUUCCUAUGAAAGCUGAACUUGUGGAAGGUGUAGUGGUGUUAUGUGGCCGAUGAACUGUUUCGGCAGAAGCCGGUGUCACUUAAUCUACACAACACAAGAGAUCAGAGAUCAUAGAACCGGUCAACCUAUAAACCAGUAAGUAUGGAAACCAGAAACUCAUACUAACUGUUCUUCCCUAUUUGUAGUGUUCAACUACAAAGGCAUCCCUUGUGCUUGCCCUUAUUGGUGUGGUGUGGACCUGGUAAAGCCAGGAUACCCAAAUAAGUUGGUACUCAAACUGACUGUUUCUCUACUCCUGUUGUGAUUGUGGUCAGGGCAUGACCAUUAUUUACCUGUCUUCAUUUGAUUAUGGCUUCCAUUAUCACUCUUGCACAAAUCCUUGAAGAAACACAGUUUACAGCAGUUUGUUGUAAUACUUGUUUUUCCCAUUUCAGUUCACUUUAUGCGAUGAAACCUUGAUUUGAAUUUAAACAUUGACUCUUUGUGCUUGUUAUCAUAUUUCAUAUCUUUCAGUUAGAAGGAAUGUGGUGGCAAGAUUUCUCGCCUGUGAUGGGGAAGAAAGCAGAGCUGGCAUGGAGGCCGAGCCAUCCUGUAUCCUGGAUUUGUCGAUCAGGUAUGUGACUUAAUUCAAUUUUUUGGAUUAAUACCUGUCUUAUACCUUUCCUUGAGAAUUAACAUUACGUGAUUUUCAAAUUGAAAAAAGCACAAAGCAUAACAAGAGUGACUUGUUAAACAAGUAUUUGGUAAUACAUUGUGAUGCUGAUUUUAUCAAACUUGUCAUUUCAGGUCUUGAUCUGCCGAACCUGUCGGACAUUAUUCUGCCACAUCACUUUUAAUUGGAGCUACCACACCUGAUAAUUGGAUACAAACACAGAAGAUCCUGACAAGUUUCCAUUUUACCGAAUUCUUUUGGUGGAAUCUACCUUGU